This is a messenger RNA of Vicia faba (fava bean), 1125 nucleotides long. Lineage: Eukaryota; Viridiplantae; Streptophyta; Magnoliopsida; Fabales; Fabaceae. The record is from the annotation of a GenBank genome assembly.
AUGCCCUUAUCAUGUAAUUCAAAUAACCUCUUCUUCUCAGAGGGAGAUUUUGGAGUGAUGAGGAUCAGGAAGAAGCAAAAGGAUGUUGUUGCAGAGGUUGUUGAUGCUGGUCAAGAUUUGGAGUCUGUGAUUCACGGGCACGCAAAUUUCUUCGACAAAAUGAUUGAGCUUAUUCCAGCUAAGUUUUAUCUACCAACUGAUGGUGAUGAGAAGCCUUGGUUUCAGGGUCUUAAUAAGAAGAAGAAAGCUCAGGCGAAGAAAAAAACGAAAGAGAAUAUUAAGAAGUCUCGGAGGCAACGAUUAGAUCCUGAUAAACCUUCUGCAAGCACGCUUGAACUUCUCAAGCAAAGUUUGGGAAAAGAAAAGGUGAAGGAUGGUAGUGAUGAUAAGGAUGUGGUUAAGCCUUUUGUGUCUGGGUUGGAAGGAGAUACUCGGUCUGUUACGUAUGAGGAGCUUCGCCAGAGGCUUCAUCGCAAGCUUGAAGGGUUUCAGUCAAGCCGUAACUGUGCAGAUCCGGAGAAGGCUGCUAAGAAGAGGGAAGAGAGAGAUGCUAGGAGAGGGUAUCAUUAUGAUGGGAAGAAACGUAAGAGGGAUGAUGAGAUUGAGGAAAGUAAGCCUGCGGUUGAUGAGACAGAGGAGAAGGUGAAGAAGGAUGCUGCAGAGGCUUCAAAGGAGCUUGUGUUUGGCAAGGUUAAACUUCAAAGUGAUGAAGUGCUGGAGACGAAGAAGAGAAGAGUUUCAAAGCACAAGGAACUUGAAAGGGCUAAGAAGUUAGAGGAAGUGAAGAAGAAUGAUCCAGAGAAGGGUGAAGCGAUUGCUAAAAAGGAAGCAUGGAAAGCAGCAAUGAAUAGAGCUUCAGGAAUUAAGGUCCACGAUGAUCCCAAGCUGAUAAAAAAGAGCAUACAAAAGGGGAAGAAGAGGCACGAGAAAAAUGCAGGGAAAUGGGAAGAGAGAGUUCAGUCACAGGAUCAGUUGAAGGCAGAGAAACAACAGAAAAGGUCGGCUAAUAUAGCUGAGAGGAUUAAUGAUAAGAAAAAGAGGAAGAUUGCUAAGAGAGAGAAAAAGCUAUUACGGCCUGGCUUUGAAGGUCGCAGGGAAGGGUUUAUCAAUGAUGCUUCCGGCUAA